AUGACGACCACUGCCGGAGGUACCGGUGCUGCUUGUCAAGCGAACCCGCACGAAAACGGUGACUACGGUAGCUGGUCGGCACACAAAAAGCCACAACGCCGUUUCUUGACGCUCCGGCAAUGUUUAUUCUCAAAGCCCGUAUACACGCGAUGCGCAACGCGUGGCGGUGACCGUAGCCGACUUCCACUGUAUUCCUUUAGUCUGCUGUUCCUCGUUUCAAAGCCGUUUGACAUCGAAGAUGACAUGCACCUGGUGGAUAUGACCGACAGAACAGAUGUGUCAACAUCAAUCGGCACUUGUCAUCAAAUUGUCAUCAAAAUUUGUUAG
Soboliphyme baturini is the source of this 327-nucleotide messenger RNA. NCBI's taxonomy places the organism in Eukaryota, Metazoa, Nematoda, Enoplea, Dioctophymatida, Soboliphymatidae. The record is from the annotation of a GenBank genome assembly.